Molecule: messenger RNA, 3263 nt
Organism: Neopsephotus bourkii (Bourke's parrot)
Lineage: Eukaryota; Metazoa; Chordata; Aves; Psittaciformes; Psittacidae
Gene: EPHA10
Product: EPH receptor A10
Exons: 17
Coding region: 304-3048 (914 amino acids)
Biological process (GO): cell surface receptor protein tyrosine kinase signaling pathway; protein phosphorylation; axon guidance
Cellular component (GO): plasma membrane; neuron projection
Molecular function (GO): ATP binding; transmembrane-ephrin receptor activity; protein binding
Source: RefSeq, a predicted model, not a curated record
UCAGCAUUUGGGCACCGUCAGCACCUCUGGAACACAUCAGCAUGGAGCAAACCCAGGCUUUGUUGCUCAUUCGGGUUCCUGGUGGUUUCCAAAGCUGCCAUCCUGAGUGACUUUGUGCCAGGAGGAGUGCGUGCAGCACUCGAGGGAUGCAGCAUCGGGAGCAGCAGCCAUGUUGUCCUACUGGAUUCAAAGGAAUCGCAAGCGGAGCUGGGCUGGACCUCGCACCCAUCCAACGGGUGGGAAGAAAUCAGCGGGGUGGAUGAGCAUUACAAGCCCAUACGCACGUACCAGGUCUGCAACGUCAUGGAGCCAAACCAGAACAACUGGCUGCAGACAGGCUGGAUUGCCCGGCGCGAUGGCCAGAGGAUCUUCAUCGAGCUGAAGUUCACCUUGCGGGACUGCAACAGCAUCCCUGGUGUGACGGGCACCUGCAAGGAGACGUUCAAUCUGUACUAUGUCGAGUCCGACUCCGACCUGGGCCGUAGCAUCCAUGAGAGCAAGCACACCAAGAUUGACACCAUCGCCGCCGAUGAGAGCUUCACACAGGGGGACCUGGGUGAGCGGAAGAUGAAGCUGAACACGGAGCUGAGGGAGAUUGGGCACCUGAGCAAGAGAGGCUUCCACCUUGGCUUCCAGGACGUGGGUGCCUGCGUGGCGCUGGUCUCCGUGCGGGUCUAUUACAAGAAGUGCCUGGCGACCGUGCAGAACCUGGCCGUGUUCCCGGACACGGUGGCGGAGACGGCGUUUGCCACUCUGGUGGAAGUGAAGGGCUCUUGUGUUGCUCACGCCCAAGUGGAUGUGGAUAAUCCCCCCCGGAUGCACUGCAGCGCCGAGGGCGAGUGGCUGGUCCCCAUCGGGAAGUGCACGUGUGGUCCUGGCUUUGAGGAGAAGGACGGGGGAUGCAGAGCUUGCCUCCCUGGAUUCUACAAGCUUUCCCCCCGUCUCCCUCUCUGCUCUCCCUGCCCUGAGCACAGCUUUACUCAUGAGGAAGCCUCCACAUUCUGUUCGUGCCAGAAGAACUACUCCAGGUCUCCGUCAGACCCACCAUCUGCCUCCUGCACACGCCCGCCCUCCGCCCCGAGGAACCUGGUCUACAGCCUGCGGCAGUCAUCCCUGGUGCUGGAAUGGAGCGCUCCGGCGGAUGCGGGCGGCCGCAGCGACCUCACCUACAGCCUGUGGUGCGUGCGGUGCCCUGCGGGCGCGCGGGGCCGCUGCGAGCAGUGCGGCAGCAGCGUGGGCUUCGUGCCGCAGCAGACGGGGCUGGUGGAGCGCACCGUGACCCUCGUCAACCUCCUGCCCCACGUCAACUACACCAUCCGCGUGGCCGCCCUCAACGGCGUCUCGGGCCUCAGCCCGCAGUACGCGGAGGUCAACGUCUCCACCGGCCUCGCAGCAUCGAACCCUAUCACCGGCAUCCGCACCGAUAAAGUGGAGCAGAAGAGCAUCUCCUUGUCAUGGCAGGAGCCGGGCUUCCCGACUACAAACAGCACCGAGUACGAGGUCAAGUACUACGAGAAGGAUCAGAGAGAUCAGAGCUACUCAACUGUGAAGACCACAUCGACGGCCGUGACGGUCAAUAACCUGAAGCCUGGCACCCUCUAUAUUUUCCAAAUCCGGACAUCCUCCUCUCCGGACUAUGGGAACUACAACCCCAGCAUCGAGGUGGAGACGCUGGCAGAGUUGUCGGUGGCCUCCAGCGAGCAGAACCCUGUCCUCAUCAUCGUGGUGGUGGCCGUCGCCGGGAUGACGGUGCUGGUGUCCAUGGUGAUCGGCACCAUGGUCUGGAGGAGACAGUGUGGAUACAGCAAAGCCAGCCAGGAUGGGGAUGAGGAGCUGUACUUCCAUUUUAAAAUACCCACCAGGAGGACAUACAUCGAUCCUGACACUUGUGAAGACCCCAUGCAGGCCGUGCACCUCUUUGCCAAAGAGCUGGAUAACGCUAGUAUUAAAAUUGAGAGGAUCAUUGGGACAGGGGAGUUUGGAGAGGUCUGCCGAGGGUGCCUGAAGCUGCCCAGCAAGCGGGAGCUGCCGGUGGCCAUCCAGACCCUGCGGGCAGGGUGCUCGGAGAAGCAGCAGCGUUCCUUCCUGGCGGAGGCGUGCACCAUGGGCCAGUUCGACCACUCCAACGUCAUCCGCCUGGAGGGGGUCAUCACCAGAGGGAGCACCAUGAUGAUAGUGAUGGAGUACAUGGGAAACGGGGUGCUGGACUCUUUUCUCAGGAAACACGAGGGGCAGUUCACGGCCACCCAGCUGGUUGGCAUGCUGCAGGGGAUUGCCUCUGGCAUGAAGUACCUGGCAGAGAUGGGUUACAUCCAUAAAAACCUGGCUGCCCACAAAGUCCUCGUGAACAGCAGCCUGGCUUGCAAAAUAACUGGUUUCCGACGGCCACAGGAGGAUAAGAUGGAGACCAUCUUCUCCACGAUGCGUGGGAAGAGCCUGGUGCUGUGGUCAGCCCCUGAAGCCAUCCAAUAUCACCACUUCAGUCCAGCCAGCGAUGUGUGGAGCUUCGGCAUCGUCAUGUGGGAGGUCAUGUCCUAUGGCGAGAGACCCUACUGGGACAUGUCCAACCAGGACGUGAUGAAGGCUGUGGAGGACGGGUUCCGCCUGCCCGCCCCGGUGAACUGCCAGCCCCCCCUGCACCAGCUCAUGCUCGACUGCUGGCAGAAGGACCGCAGCCAGAGACCCAAGUUCUCGCACAUCCACAACAUCCUCAGCAAGCUGGUGCAGAGCCCGGAGCCCCCAAAGUGCCCCAGCUCCACGUGCACCAGGUCCCACAGCACCUCCAUCCCCCUCACCGAGAGAACCUUCUCAGCCUUCCCAUCUUUCAGCUCCGUAGGAGAGUGGCUGGAAGCGAUCGAAAUGGGCAGGUACAAAGACAACUUCACUGCUGCGGGCUACUGCUACCUGGAGUCGGUGGCCAGGAUGACAGCCCAGGACAUCCUCAGCCUGGGCAUCACGCUGGCGGAGCACCAGAGCACCAUCCUGAGCGGGAUCCAGACCCUGCGGGCGCAGGUGAUCCAGAUGCACGGCCGAGGCGUGCAGGUGUGAAGCGGAGCCCCGCAGCGGUGCAGAGCACUGACCCGGGGAGCAGGCAGCCGCCCGGCCCCGCACCGGACCAGAGGUGGGAUGUAGGGAUCACUGAGCUGCUGCCAAACCGGCGGGGCAGGAGCGCAGGGCGUCAGGAAGCCGAGGAUUCCCGGGAUGCGUGCCUCGAUGGAUGUGGCUCUCCCUUGGCACUGCUGUGUGUGAUGAGUCGAACUGAU